Homalodisca vitripennis (glassy-winged sharpshooter) is the source of this 10180-nucleotide messenger RNA. RefSeq lists its product as uncharacterized. Gene Ontology annotation, cellular component: mediator complex; transcription regulator complex. Bases 173 to 2491 code for a protein of 772 amino acids. The transcript is spliced from 18 exons. Gene Ontology annotation, biological process: positive regulation of transcription by RNA polymerase II. Lineage: Eukaryota; Metazoa; Arthropoda; Insecta; Hemiptera; Cicadellidae. The record is from RefSeq and is a predicted model, not a curated record.
GUCUUUGAUAAGACGUGGUGGUGAUUGAACUUGUUUCACAGUAGUUAGGCAAAGUGUUCUAGUAAACGAUGUUAAUGGAUUUUUUACGUGGGUACUAACUGGUGUAAAGGAUUCAGUUUAAACUCAAUGCAGAAGGAUUGCAGAUUAGGAAGUACCACCUCCAAGCAACCAGAUGACUGAUCCAAGUUCAAGGUUUUUCCACCUUUCGAUCAGCCAGGAUGAGAAGAAACUGCACAUUGUCUGGGAAGGUAUACUGGAGUGUAUCAGUUACAUCAAGACUCCUAGUAAAGUCCACAAAAACUUGAAACCAAUCCGAGCUCAGAUCUCCAUGAAGGUGAGGGAUGUGAUCAGGGGUGAAGAGGAACAAGUGAAAGCUGAGUUCUGGCCUCGGAAGAUAUUACUGCAGCUGUUGCCGGAUCAUGUGGUAUCAGAAGCUAUGCCUGAUGCCUUCUUUUUUUGCAAAAAGCUUUUUUUACAUCCGCAGGAUUGUGAAGCUCUCGGGGCUAUCAGUGAAAUAUUGAUGAACACUUAUGUUGGCGUUCUGCACAUUAACUGUCAGUCCAGUGACACGAUAUUGAUGAUCCUUCUUUACACGCCCUGCAAUGAACGGUACGACUGUUUCAUCCCCAAAAACCAAACAUUAUUCUAUGACACACUGCAAAUGAUCAUUCAGUACCAAGAGGAAAAUUCUCUGCCUCUUAACGUUCCGAUUGUAGGCUAUACCUGGUUUCACAAGCUGGUAGGACAUGAAGUGCAGACUACCUGGCGAGGUACGUUGGAGUGGACGCAGGAGUACAAGUCUCCCAGCUACACCAAGACAAGCACAUUUCGCAUGCCUUGUGAAAUCUCUUGCUUCAGCAAUAAAUCGGAGGCAGAAAUAGACGGUUACAAUUGGCCUGAGAAGCUGACUAUGGAGCUUGUUCCUGCUCAGGUGAUAAAAAAUGUCGGUGAAAGUUUCCAGAAGAACAGCAAAACAAUUCUGUUACAUCCCGAGCCGUCCGAGGCUCUCCAUUCUCUCACUUCACUUCUGAUUUCUGGUUUUGCCGGCUGUGUGCACAUUCCCAGUCAGCAGGAUUCCCCCAAUGACAUCAAAGUGAUGGUCCUCAUGUUCAACACCAAAUGGAAGGGACUUUAUCAGGGUUUCGCCCCUAACAACCAAGAGGGAUUUGUCAACAAACUGUGCAAUGCCACCCAGGACGAUAAUACUCCUCAGACCAUGAAGCAACAGAAACAGGAUUCAGAAGAGCGGGCAAUUAUCUGGCAAGGUGUGUUGGGGUUUCCUGUGUUGAUCAACCACUGGCAGACCACCUUAAGAUCAGCAGUCUGCCAGGUCUCUGCCAAGAGCAACAAUGGACAACCAGAAGUGAGAGCUGAGUUAUGGUCCCAGAAAGUGAUAAUGCAGCUGUUGUCGGGAAGUGUGAUUAGAGAAGUCUGUACAGCUUUCUUCAGGAACUCCAAAUCAGUUCUGUUACAUCUCCAGCCCUGUGACGCCCUCAUGUCACUGAAUCAGGCGUUCAUGUCCGGUUAUCGUUGGUGGAAGGAUGUUGAAGAGUCUAGCCCCGAUAUAGGACGGUUUUUUUUCAUAGGCAGUCAGGUGAUGUGCUGGGAGUCUGUAGUUAGCUCUGUUCCUAGUGUUAUAAGGAUGUGUAUCCAAGAAUUGGACGAGUCCAUUGUUAACUGCAUAGAUUUGGCUGACUUCUGCGGUCGAGUUACGGUGAGUCCUGGUCUUGGUCAGUGGAGGUUCAGUGUUUUUAUCGCAGAUUUGACUAACUUCUGCGGUCGAGUUGAGGUGAGUCCUGGUUUUGGUCAGUGGAAGUUCAGUGUUUUUAUCGCAGAUUUGGCUGACUUCUGCGGUCGAGUUGAGGUGAGUCCUGGUUUUGGUCAGUGGAAGUUCAGUGUUUUUAUCGCAGAUUUGGCUGACUUCUGCGGUCGAGUUGAGGUAGUAGCGCCAGCACAGAACCUUAGCAUGAACACAACACCGGAGCAGAUAGACCCAGCAGAGCAGGAGGCAAGCCAAGAACUUCACACCAUCUGGCAGGGCAUGUUGGAGUGGAUCGAGAAGUCCAAAACACCCAACGAUGCCCAGAAGAACACAAGACAUGUGCCCUGUCAAGUUUCUGCCCACAGCAAAGAUGGAGAGCCAGAACUGAAAGCUGACUCCUGGCCUCAGAAGCUGAUUAUGCAGCUGAUACCCAAACAGCUGAUAGAAAACAUUGGCGGAGCGUACCUCAAAAACUCCAAAUCAGUUCUGUUCUACCCCCAGCCCUGCGAGGCUCUCGAGUCCCUCACUAGAAUGAUGUGUUCUGGUUUUGCUGGCUGUGUGCACUUUACCAGUCUGCCGUCGUCUACCUGUGACAUCAAAGUGUUGAUCCUCCUGUACACCGCCGAGAAGCGAGCGUACCUGGGUUUCAUCCCCAAUGAUCAAGCAGCAUUCGUAGACAGUCUGCACAAUGUCAUUCAACACCAGAAAACUUCUCAGGCCUUGAGUUGACAGGGACAGGCAGGAGCACCAGCACAGAACCUUAGCAUGAACACAACACCAGAGCAGAUAGAUCCAGCAGAGCAGGAGGUCCUCCUUCCGUAGAAUUCGUUUAGCGAGUAUAAUGGUCGAUCCAGUAGCCAGUUCUUGAGGGUUUGUCUGAAGUGUUUCCGGUCCGUCAUUUUCAAGUCUUCAGGAAGUGCAUUCCACAUCUUGGCACCAGCAAAAUUCCAAUUACAAUUUUUUUCCCUACAGUUCUGUUCCAAUUACCAUUUCUAGAGUAGUUUUUAAACUUUUUAAGCUGGGCAGAUUAAUUUAUUUUUUUUCUAUUUCUUAACUUUUCCAAAUUAGUUUCCAUACACUUUUUUCAAGAUUAACUUACUCUGAGAUGGGAUUUUUACUUAAAAUUCAAAAUAUCCGGGUAUUUAUAAACAUUGGGAAUUUAACCUGAUUCAUAAGUACCUGGUUAUUUUCCAUCAUUAAAUGUGCCUGUUUUUCUGUGCUAUGUGUAGAUGAUAAUACCUUGGUUUUUUCAGAUAGUGACUUCUAUAAUGUAAUGUUUUUGAAUCAGCAAGCACUUGGUUCUGUAAUAAUCUAGUCAUAAAUGAAAGUUAAUCUGAAUUAAUCAACUUCACAGUGAACUACUGCUUACUGAUUCCCUCUUAAAAAUAUGCUUAAUAACAAUGGUCCACAAAACAAUGUAAAACUUUUGGGUAUGAUGUUUGAUAGCACCUUAAAUAGGGAACCACAUACAUCAGUCCUAUGUAAGAAACUGGUGAGAGUUGUGUUCUUACUUAGAAUAAUGAAAUGAUCAGUUACCUGGGAUACCUUAUGGCUAACCUAUUACGGUUUUCCCCUCUUUUAUUAGUUGUAGUAUAAGGCAAGUUUGGGUAACUCAAAUCAUUCUCUUAACACGUUCACGAUGACGUGUACCCCAACAGUUGCACGCAAUCUUUCAUAACUGCUAUCGUGUACCCCAUCAGUUACAAGCGAUCUUUCAUAACUGCUAUCGUGUACCCCAUCAGAUACACGCGAUCUUUCAUAACUGCUAUCGUGUACACCAUCAGUUACACGCGAUCUUUCAUAACUGCUAUCGUGUACCACAUCAGUUACACGCGAUCUUUCAUAACUGCUAUCGUGUACCACAUCAGUUACACGCAAUCUUUCAUAACUGCUAUUGUGUACCCCAUCAAUUACACACAAUCUUUCAUAACUGCUAUCGGUACCCCAUCAAUUACACGCAAUCUUUCAUAACUGCUAUCGGUACCCCAUCAAUUACACGCAAUCUUUCAUAACUGCUGUUGUGUACCCAGUACCGCAUUUCCCUAUAGGCCCAGGCCUAGGGCGCAAAAUUUUAGGGGGCGCAUAAAUUUUAAAGUACACAAAAGAAAAAAGUUGCGGCGGUGGGUGGUGUUGGCGCUCGGCGGGGCGGGUGGCCAAGGUCAACUAGGUCCGGGGUGCGACGUUGACUCCCCUUUUGACAAAUGAUUGAACUCGUCCAGCCAGCCACUCCGCGAGACAGUAGCUAAUUGCAUUGCACCUGUUAGUCAGUAGUCACUGUGUAUGUGUUUUGGUUGUUGGCCAUUGACCGCGUCCCCGCGUGAAGUGUUGUCAGCGUUGUGAUUGUGAUGUGAAUCUAUAUAAGCUGUUAACUACAAGCAGGUCUUGGUUUUAUAUUUUUUUACUCAUUAUUGUAACUGUCAGACUCGUAUAUUAAUCGUAUAUUAUGCUAUUAAGAGUCAAUUCUUGUUCUUUAUGAUAGUUAGUUAUUUUUAGUGUAGUGGCUUGAGAUGCGACGACUGUUUUAAUUAAGAUGUCUGCGUGUGAAGAGUGAUAGGUGAAGUUUUACUUUUUCACAUAUACUAUAGUAUAGAGAAAGUAUUGUGAUUGACGUGGUUGUAAAAAAAUCGAAUUUGAAAUUUUAAUGGAAUUAUCCGUUUUAGGUCCCCAGAGUAAAAAAAUGGGUUUUACUUUUACAAAAUGUCUGUAUAUAUGUCUGCCUGUGUGUCCGUGUCCCGAUGUACAGCAAAAACUACUGGUCCAAUUUUGAUGAAAUUUGGUACAUUUAUGUCAAUUGGGCUUGGGCUCUUAUGGAUGCACGAGGAAGGCUUUUGAAAUAUUCCACAAAUAAAAUGUAAUUUUAGGGAAAAACGACUUUAAAAACAGGUUUUUUUGCAUUGAUCAAUAAUUUUUACUUUAUUGAUUACAAAAUUAAUACCACCAUUCAAACUAGCGUAAAAAAUACAUAAACAAGGACUUGAAUUUUUUUAAUACCUCACUUAAGAUUUACUCAGCAAAGCAGCACAUCACUGUUUGUUAAUAAAUACAACGUUUUAGAGACUUUUAAUUUACAAAAUUAGCUUUUAUCCUAGGCCUCACGACACGUUGCCGGAUACCACUAUAUACGUUUGUUUUGAGGCACAGGAGGAAGUGAGCCAAAAAUAAUUGCCAUUAAAAUUUUUAUUUAUCUAGGCCUAUAUGGGGCACAACAACUGUUGACCGAAACAUACACUUGUGAAAUUUUGUAUGUAGAUUACUUGUUUGAUUCCUGAUUUGUAGGUCUAAAUUAGUUAACUGGUUAAGUGGUAGAACGGUAGAAACUACCGUAAGUUGGGUUUUAUCAGUUAUCACAUUUUUUUUCGUUAAAAUACGUUUUGAUCGAUUGCAAUUGUAUAAAAACAUAACAGUUUUUUAAUCGUAAUUUUAACAUAUCCUAAACGCAGUACUAUUGUUUACAAAGUAUUCUUUAUCGGGUAAAUAUUUACAUAACAUGGCUCCUUAUGAGUGAAACUUCAGACAUUUUCUUAAUAACAUAUAAUUAUUUUCAAUAAAAUUGCACAUUUAAAAAUAAGGGUGGGGUGAAUUAUUGUUUUUAACUACUUUUAUAAAUCUUAGGGAUUAUAUCUGUUCAUCCGAAGAAUUACGGAUGGGCUCGAAUUAUCUUAAAUGCAAAGAAAGUUCUAAUGCUUCCAGUAAAGUGUUCAUGUUUGAGUGUCAUAAUAUUUGCGAAACUUCAACAUUUGAUGAAAAUUCAAUAGACGCAUGUUCUCUAUCUCAAGCCACUGAAAAUCUGUAUACCGGUAAUAAUAAUGAGAUUGCAAUAAUCUGCUUGUGGUUGAUAGCUUAAGUGUGUACGUUCUUACUGUUUACAUAAUUUAUCUUGGUAUAGGUUACAACAAUUUAAGUUGAAAUAUGUUUUCUACGCCACAUUAAUAUAACAAAAACAACAAUGUCUAAAAAACUAAGUGGUGCUGGAUUUCGAAAAAGAGCUAAACAAAAAGAAGAACAGAAUGAACAGAUAUUAUCUAAAGUUCCGAAAAUUAGUGGUUAUUUUCUGACAGGAAAGAAACAACCCUGUUCAGUUGCUGUUGCUCUUGCUAGUGAAAGUGUAACGGCACCCAAAAGUCAGAACCUGGACGAUGUAGUUGAACAUGAAGGUGUUGGUGUUGUUAAUGCCAGUGUAAGUGUUGCUUGUCCAGUUACUGGAGAAAUUAAUGUAGCAGAAUCGGGAAGUCAGAUCGUGGAUGAUGUACUUGAAGAUGAAGGUGUUGUUUGUGUUGGUGUUGCCAAUUCAGAGAACUUGCAAAGUCUAUCGGACAUUUUAGAGGCAGAGCCAGAGUCCCAAACAGAAAUAAAUAUAUCUAAUGACCCUGCUUUGUGGAACAUAGACGAUAAAACUAGAGAACACAGUUAAAAAUGGGUUCAAACAAAAUGUUGAAGCUGAUUUUUUGGCUUCCGAGAGGAUUUACGGGGUAAAAAAAAGGUGGUGUACUAAGGGUUAUUUUGAAAAACGCCUUAAGAAUGGUGAAAUUAAAACCCGUGAUUGGAUUGUUUACUCUUCUUCAAAGGCAUCAGUGUUUUGUGCUUAUUGCAGACUUUUUGGGCACCCUGCACCUGCAUCCUCUUUAUGUGAAGAAGGAUUUAAUGACUGGAAAAAUGCUGUAGCCGUACUACAGUCUCAUGAAAACUCUCCCGCCCACCGAAAUUCGGUUUUAUCUUAUGUUAGUAGAGCUACAGUAGAAAACCGCAUAGACAAAACUUGUUGAAGCUUGUGAAUCUGAUAUAAAAUAUUGGCGUGAAGUUUUAAAACACGUUGUUGCGACCAUUAAAUACCUUGCUACUAGAGGUUACCCCUUCAGAGGAUCAGACAAUUUAUUCGGUUCAAGCAGAAACGGUGCAUAUAUAGGCGCACUUGAACUAUUGGCACAAUUUGAUCCAUUUCUAUCCCAGCAUAUAUCUAAACAUGCCUACAAAGGCCAAGGUAGUACAUCUUACCUUUCACAUUUCACUUGCGAUGAAAUAAUUUUAAUAAUGGUCAACACUGUGCUCAAAAGUAUUAUCCGAGAAUUGAAGGAAGCUAAAUACUACUCCAUAAUUGUGGAUUCCACCCCAGAUAUUGCCCAUGUAGAUCAACUUACUGUAGUUGUGCGAUAUGUCUUGCCCAAUGGAAGGGACACUGCGCCAGUUGAGAGGUUUUUACAGUUCCUCCCAAACACUGGCCACAAAUCGGAACAGUUGGCUACAGCUUUGUUGAAAAUCUUAGAGUGUCAUGGUAUUAAUAUAAAAGAUUGUCGUGGCCAGAGUUAUGACAAUGCGUCUAACAUGGCAGGAGUGUACUCUGGUCUUCAAGCCAAAAUGAAGGAACAAUGUCCACUGGCAGAUUACAUUCCAUGCUCUUCACACUCCUUGAACUUAGUUGGAGUAGCUUCAGCAGAGGCAUCAGAUAAAGCUGUAGCAUUUUUCGACCUAGUGCAGGGGAUAUACAAUUUUUUUUCUGCUUCAACUCAUUGCUGGGAGAUUCUCAAAAGUAUCCUUAAAGAUAGAUUCCCAGUUGUAAAAUCACUUUCAGUUACCAGGUGCCGACGCCCUCAAAGCAGUUUAUAAUUCAUUCACAGAAAUAGUAAAGGCUUUAGAAUCCAUAAUAAAUAAUGUAAAUGAAAAGCCUGCAACUCGACAAGAGGCCAAAGGAAUAAAAAAUAAAAUGAUGAAACUUGAAAACUUCUUACUUAUCUUUUGGAAAGAGGUAAUGGAACGAUUUUGGAAGGUAAAUGCUACUCUGCAACACGAAAGUAUCGACCUUGGAACCGCAGGAGCACUAUUUGACUCGCUCAAAUCUUAUGUCAAUCAACUAAGAAACAAGUUUGACGUAUAUGCAUCAGCAUCAGAAAAGUUGUCUAACACAGGUGAUUGGGGAGAAAGAAGAGCAAGAAAACGGAACAUUUUUUUUGAUGAAAUUGCCAACAACAAUGAAAAUAACGAGCCUGUUCACCCCAAAGAAAUGUUCCGAGUCAACGUGUUUUUCGUAAUUGUAGAUAGAUUAUCUACAGAACUCAACAAAAGGGCAAACGCUUACACGGGCGUCGAGCACAAGUUUGGAUUUUUGUUGAAGUUGGAGACAUUGGAAGACAACGUCAUCAAAUCAAAAUGCAAAGAGGUAGUUGAACUCUACAAAGAUGAUUUGGAAGAAUGCUUCUUAGAUGAGUGUGUCCAAUUUAAGUUCUAUUUAAAAAGUGAAAACUCAGAGAGGGAAAGGGAAAAUAAGACGAAACAGAAACCAUCCUUCAAGACUCUUCUCCAAUUAAUUUAUGGCAAGAGCUUGCAGCACAUAUUUCCAAACAUGGAAAUUGUUUUAAGAACAGUUUUAAGUACAGCUGUCACCAACUGCAGCGGUGAACGCUCGUUUUCUGUCUUAAAACGAGUGAAAAACCAUUUACGAAACUCUCUAAGCCAGUGCAAAUUAAAUGCACUUUCUGUUAUGGCGAUAGAAUCCGACCUCACUGAAAGCCUGGACGUAGAAGAAUUAACACGUACUUUUGUUGAGUCAAAGCAAAGAAGAAAAUUGUAAUGACUUAAUGAUUUUGAGCCUUUGGCUAAUUGGCUUUCUUUUGGGCAUUUGGAUGUUUGCCCAAAACACCAAACUUUCUUCUCUUGUACAAAGUAUUUAUAUCGUAGCUGCAAAAUUAAUUUUUUCAUCAAAUAUAAUAUGUUUCAAAUUAUCUUAUGUGUACUCAUGUUAUUAUUUCUAGCUGUAUUUUACGUUUUUUUCAUUUUUUGAUUGAAAUCAAAUAAAAGACUUUAAAAACUCAUAUGUUUUAACUUAUUUUUACACCAUACAAAUGACCACUGUUAUUAUAACAAUAGCUAGAAUAUUAUGUUGCAACUGGUUCAUUGCUUUUAUUUAUUCAAAACACUCCUAUAUUUAUAUAUUUAUUUAUACUAUUGUAAUUAUCUUUCAUCAAAAUUACGUAAUUAAGAAAAUUACUGGAUUUCUACGUCAGUGUAAUCAGAGUCCUCUUGGGGGGGGGGGGGCACUCUUUGGUCUGUAGGCCUAGGGGCGCCGAAUUUGUAAAUGCAGCCCUGUGUGUACCCCAUCAGUUACACACGAUCUUUCAUAACUGCUAUUGUGUACCCCAUCAGUUACACGCAAUCUUUCAUAACUGCUAUUGUGUACCCCAUCAGUUACACACGAUCUUUCAUAACUGCUAUUGUGUACCCCAUCAGUUACACGCAAUCUUUCAUAACUGCUGUUGUGUACCCCCAUCAGUUAAAGACUGGGCUUUCGUAAAUUGUUGUGCGCCCGAUGGGGGGUACACAUUGCUACGCAUUUCCUUACUCAUUUUUUAUUGUUUGCCUCUCUUGGUGGUUUGUUAAAUUUGAUCCCGAGCAUAAAUAAAUACCUCAGACUAUUGUGUACCCUGUUGGAUGGUCAACUGCUUAAUUUUAAGAUAAAUUAAUAUUUUUAGGUACCCCAAACACGGAGAAACGUGUUAGCCGUUGUCGUGAACAUGUUUAUCCAGCAAAAGAAGCAAUCAAAAUUUUGGACAAUUCAGCAAGCAGAGACAAUGAUAAUGUUAAUUUAGUUGCUCAAAACUCAAAGUUAUGACUGUUCCCUCUCUAUAUUUUUAUCAAUUUACAUUUUGCUCAUUAUAAUACUGAUAGAUUAUCUACUCAAAGUUGUAGUCAUAGUCAUUUACAAAGACUAUGUAAUAUUGUAACUUGACUUGUAAGGCUCUCUAUAACCAUCAAGUCAUGUAUACCAGUAGCUCACAACUUACCAAGAUAACCAGAUCAAGCAAUGUUGAGUGUGGCGGCUGCUUCGAUGGGUGACCGCUGAGCGAUCCUGUCCUUGCAAGCAGUCCGGCCAUUGGUAGUGGUUUGGAAGAUACCUUUAAGCCGUUGAUCCCCAGGUUAAGUGUUAGAGAGGGCUUCUUAGCCAUAACUUCACCAGGUAAAAUAAAACAUCUUUACUUUAUUUUAAUUUUUUAAUGUAAUAAAUUUGCCUUUUGAGAAUUUUAAUAUGGUUUAAACUAAAUGGAUAUAAAAAAUCAAACUCUCUACUCAAUUGAUGAAUAUAUGAAUAACAAUUUCAAUUUUGUUCUUUGUGUUAGUCAAUGUUACCUUGCUCAUCUAGUUUUCUUUUUUAUUUUAACCUGAUGUAUGAAUGUUAUUUACAUUACCUCUUUGUUACUAUAAUGUUUGUACCACAUAUGACAGUAUUGCCCAUUUAGUAAAAUUUUACUAAAAUAAUUUUUUUAAAGAAUAUUUUAUCCUAUUAAUAAUUGUAUUGAUAAAAACGAAUGUAUAUUUAACUGAUAUUUAGGUUACAUAUAUGAUACGUUAUGUACUGGAACUGUACUUUUUAAUCUGGCCUGUCAAAUUGUAAACAACAUUUAAUGGCAUUAAACUAUUUUCUGUUGUCUA